Molecule: messenger RNA, 1367 nt
Organism: Solenopsis invicta (red fire ant)
Lineage: Eukaryota; Metazoa; Arthropoda; Insecta; Hymenoptera; Formicidae
Product: protein ANTAGONIST OF LIKE HETEROCHROMATIN PROTEIN 1-like
Exons: 4
Coding region: 179-748 (189 amino acids)
Source: RefSeq, a predicted model, not a curated record
UCGAUCAAAUUCGACUCGGAGUCGGGUAGAGUCGCCAAAUCGAAAACGCUAUUAGGGAUGCGUUCCACUUAUCGCCCGCAUCGCUCACUCACAUUGACCGCGGAUUUCCUGUUCUACUAAAUUGCAAACAUCGCAAGCGUUAACUGUAGUGGAACGGACUGUGGACGAUCUAGUAAAUAUGGAUGCUGCCGUUGUGAUUAAUAUGUUCCAUCAAAGAAAUAAUUAUUCUUCUGAAAGUUCAUCAAGUUCCGAUGAAGAUUGGGACAUGUUAAGAGAAAAAAGAAAGCGGAAGCUUCGUCCGCGAAUUAUAAAUUACAUUGACGUUGUUGGCCGUUAUAUGGAUUAUGAAUUUAAAAGUUAUUUUAGAAUGUCAAAGGCUACAUUCAAAUACCUCCUUAAAGUUAUUCAUGAAGAUUUAAUUAGGAAAGUGAAAGGCUGCCCUACAAUUCCUGCGCACCAGCAAUUAAUGAUAGCCCUUUGGAAAAUGGCUACUAUGGAUUCAUACAGAUCGAUCUGUGAUCGGUUUAAUGUGGGCAGAACAACUGCUCUGAGAGCAGUGCAAAGAGUCACUCGAGCUGUGUUUAGAAAAGCGGCAAGGUUUAUUCAAUGGCCUAGUGAUGAUCGUGCUAUUACUGUAAUGCGGGGAUUUGAAGAAGCUAGCGGAUUUCCAAGAGUUAUUGGAGCCAUCGAUGGUACCCACAUCUGUAUCGAUGUCGGCCCCAAAGGAGAAUCCUGCAGAUUAUAUUAAUCGCAAAGGAUUUCACUCAAUUCAGUUGUAGUUAAUUUGUGAUCACAGAACUUUAAUCACACAUUGCUUCACCGGUUACCCUGGUUCUGUUCACGAUCAAAGAAUUUUUCGGCACUCUAAAGUGGCAAACUUUUUAAACAGUGAAGACAAGUUUUCUGGAGACAGCCACAUUUUGGGUGAUGCUGCAUAUGAGCUGCAUCAACAUUUGCUUACCUCUUUUCGAGACAAUGGUCACCUUAAUGAGAGACAAAACAAUUACAAUUAUCGACAUUCAGCAGCAAGAGUAACAGUGGAGAGGUGUAUUGGCUUACUAAAAGGACGUAUGCAAAGUUUAUUGCACUGCUUAACAAUGUUUCGAGUCAACUUAAUGGCAGAGUAUAUUGUAGCAUGUUGUGUAAUUCGCAACAUUUGCACAUUGCGGGGAGAUGAAAUAGAUUUAGUCAUAUUACCUCCACUUGCGGAAGAAAAUGUAAGAAAUCAAAAUAUUGUACAUCACUUGAGACAGAAUGUUGCGACUUAUAAAAGAAAUUUAAUUAUGGAUAGUUUAAGAAAAUAAUCUAUAGGUACAUAUUUUGUAUUGGUAAUGAUAUACACAAUAAAAUAUGCUUAUCAAAAAGUA